Lynx canadensis (Canada lynx) is the source of this 2688-nucleotide messenger RNA. RefSeq names its product phosphodiesterase 8B (gene PDE8B). The coding region runs from base 16 to 2688 and encodes 890 amino acids. The transcript is spliced from 22 exons. The record is from RefSeq and is a predicted model, not a curated record. NCBI's taxonomy places the organism in Eukaryota, Metazoa, Chordata, Mammalia, Carnivora, Felidae. Gene Ontology annotation, biological process: signal transduction. Gene Ontology annotation, molecular function: 3',5'-cyclic-AMP phosphodiesterase activity.
AAGCCCGGCCGAGGGAUGGGCUGUGCCCCCAGCAUCCACGUCUCUCAGAGCGGCGUGAUCUACUGCCGGGACUCUGACGAAUCCAACUCGCCCCGCCAGACCACCAGCGUGUCGCAGGGCCCCGCCGCCCCCCUGCACGGCCUCUUCGUCCAGACAGACGCCGCCGACGUUAUUCCCCGGAGCCGCGCGUCUGGACCCCCCGGGGCCGCCCGCGUCCGCAGAGCCCGCACUGAGCUGGGCAGCGGCGGCAGCAGCGGCAGCAGCAGCGCGGGCUCCGCAGCCCCCGCCACGACCACCUGCAGGGGCCGGAGGCGCCACUGCUGCAGCAGCGCGGAGGCCGAGACCCAGACCAGCUACACCAGCGUCAAGCAGGUUUCUUCUGCGGAGGUACGCAUUGGGCCCAUGAGACUGACGCAGGAUCCUAUUCAGGUUUUGCUGAUCUUUGCAAAGGAAGAUAGUCAGAGUGAUGGAUUCUGGUGGGCCUGUGACCGAGCUGGUUAUAGAUGCAAUAUUGCCCGGACUCCAGAGUCAGCCCUGGAAUGCUUUCUAGAUAAACAUCAUGAAAUUAUCGUAAUAGAUCACAGACAGACUCGAAACUUUGAUGCAGAAGCAGUGUGCAGGUCGAUCCGAGCCACGAAUCCCUCCGAGCACACGGUGAUCCUGGCGGUGGUUUCCCAAGCAUCAGGCGACCAUGAAGAGGCCUCGGUCCUCCCGCUCCUACAUGCAGGCUUCAAUAGGAGAUUUAUGGAGAAUAGCAGCAUAAUUGCUUGCUAUAAUGAACUGAUUCAAAUAGAACACGGGGAAGUUCGCUCACAGUUCAAACUACGGGCCUGUAAUUCAGUGUUUACAGCAUUAGACCACUGUCAUGAAGCCAUAGAAAUUACAAGUGAUGACCAUGUGAUUCAGUACGUCAACCCAGCCUUUGAAAGGAUGAUGGGCUACCACAAAGGCGAGCUCCUGGGGAAAGAGCUCGCCGAGCUGCCCAAAAGUGAUAAGAACCGGGCAGACCUUCUUGACACCAUCAACACGUGCAUCAAGAAGGGCAAGGAGUGGCAGGGGGUUUACUAUGCCAGACGGAAAUCCGGGGACAGCAUCCAGCAGCACGUGAAGAUUACCCCAGUGAUUGGCCAAGGAGGGAAAAUUAGGCAUUUUGUCUCCCUCAAGAAGCUGUGUUGUACCACUGACAAUAAUAAGCAGAUUCACAAGGUUCAUCGUGAUUCAGGAGACAAUUCUCAGACAGAGUCUCAUUCAUUUAGAUACAAGAACAGGAGGAAAGAGUCCAUUGAUGUGAAAUCGAUAUCAUCUCGAGGCAGUGAUGCACCAAGCCUCCAAAAUCGUCGCUAUCCAUCCAUGGCAAGGAUCCAUUCCAUGACCAUCGAAGCUCCCAUCACAAAGGUUAUAAAUAUAAUCAAUGCAGCCCAAGAAAACAGCCCCGUGACAGUAGCAGAAGCCUUGGAUAGAGUUUUGGAAAUUUUACGGACCACGGAACUGUAUUCCCCUCAGCUCGGAACCAAAGAUGAAGAUCCUCACACCAGUGAUCUCGUUGGAGGCCUGAUGACUGAUGGCUUGAGAAGGUUGUCAGGAAACGAGUAUGUGUUCACUAAGAAUGUGCACCAGAGUCACAGUCACCUUGCGAUGCCAAUAACCAUCAACGAUGUCCCCCCUUGUAUCGCUCAAUUACUCGAUAAUGAGGAAAGUUGGGAGUUCAACAUCUUUGAAUUGGAAGCUGUUACACAUAAAAGGCCAUUGGUUUACCUGGGCUUAAAGGUAUUUUCCCGGUUUGGAGUCUGUGAAUUUUUACACUGUUCUGAAACUACUCUUCGGGCCUGGCUCCAAGUGAUUGAGGCCAACUACCACUCUUCCAAUGCUUAUCAUAACUCCACCCAUGCCGCCGAUGUCCUGCACGCCACUGCCUUCUUCCUUGGAAAGGAAAGAGUAAAGGGAAGCCUCGAUCAGCUGGAUGAGGUGGCAGCGCUGAUUGCCGCCACAGUCCAUGAUGUGGAUCACCCGGGAAGGACCAACUCGUUCCUGUGCAACGCAGGCAGUGAACUCGCUGUGCUCUAUAAUGACACCGCUGUCCUGGAGAGUCACCACACCGCCCUGGCCUUCCAGCUCACGGUCAAGGACAGCAAAUGCAACAUUUUCAAGAACAUUGACAGGAACCAUUAUCGAACACUACGCCAGGCUAUUAUUGACAUGGUUUUAGCAACAGAGAUGACAAAACACUUUGAACAUGUGAACAAAUUUGUGAACAGCAUCAAUAAGCCCCUGGCGGCUGAGAUUGAGGGCAGUGACUGUGAAUGCAACCCUACGGGGAAGAACUUUCCUGAAAACCAAAUUCUGAUCAAGCGGAUGAUGAUCAAGUGUGCUGAUGUCGCUAACCCAUGCCGCCCCCUGGACCUGUGCAUUGAAUGGGCUGGGAGGAUCUCUGAGGAGUAUUUUGCACAGACUGAUGAAGAGAAGAGACAGGGGCUCCCUGUGGUGAUGCCAGUGUUUGACCGGAAUACAUGUAGCAUCCCCAAAUCCCAAAUCUCUUUCAUUGACUACUUCAUAACAGACAUGUUUGAUGCUUGGGAUGCCUUUGCCCAUCUGCCAGCCCUGAUGCAACAUUUGGCUGAUAACUACAAACACUGGAAGACAUUAGAUGACCUAAAGUGCAAAAGUCUGAGGCUUCCAUCUGACAGCUAA